Molecule: messenger RNA, 1042 nt
Organism: Symsagittifera roscoffensis
Lineage: Eukaryota; Metazoa; Xenacoelomorpha; Acoela; Convolutidae
Exons: 4
Coding region: 45-782 (245 amino acids)
Source: RefSeq, a predicted model, not a curated record
AAUUAUUAAACCAUUUAUUCAUGUGAGCAUGCGAAGUUAAUUCGAUGAUGGCAACAGAGAUAAUCGGAUCUUGGUUUCCUUCGGGUUACCACGGGCAUUAUCGAGAGCAAGCACGGACUGGAGUUAUAAAUGAGUUUAGACAGAAGGCUAAACCAACGCCUCCAGAAGCCUUUUCCCGAAGAUACAGAGAUAUCAGGCUGAAGAACCCUUUUACAAACCAUGACAACAAAACUGCAUUGAUUCUGGAUGCCAUGGGCUUUGGCCAGGGUGUGGGCAAGAAAAAAAUAGAAACCAGAUGUGCAAGCAAGUACCAGCCUGACUUCUUCAACUGGGCGGGGGAGCGAAACAUCGACCAGGGGUUCAUCUCAGUCAACCAGACAACAUACACGGGCGGAUCGCCUACCCCCAUUCGCAAAGUGUUCAUGCCUGAAACAGCAAAGGAUGUAUCCAAGGUCAACUCUACUUAUAGGUUAUCCUACGGAUCCAAUCCAGUGAACAGUCGUUUUCAUUUCACGCCCGCUGCAACUAGUGUCGUGACUCAACCAAAACCAAUCGAUCUUCCCCCAAUGACAGCGCGGCAUGUAAACCCAAAUAAGCAAAACGAGACAGCGAAGCUAGCCCGAAUGCGAACCCGAUCGGCGCCCCCGAAGUCGACAAGUGUGCAAGAUUGUCUUAUAUGGUUCGACAUGGUCAAGACUCCGAACCGUAUAGUCGAGAAUUCGGAAACUACUAGUACUACGACAAUUGCGCCGCUUGAGCUGGGUUCCCAAGCAGACUCUUAAACUCAAGUUCGACAGUCAAAACAAACAACAGUCAAAAUCAAGGUUUAUAAAAAAGAUUUUAUCAUGUCAGGAACCGCAAACUAUCUGAAAAAGUUAGUCUUGAAUAUGAAAACUGUUGUCUGUUUUAGCAGACUGAAAGUAGUAAAUCAAGAUCUAUAUUUUAACGUCAGAUCCAAUACGGCCAUUCUACAGUACAAUGCAAAUUUAUGUUGAUUUUCUGUUAAUAAAUACACUCCAAUUAAUUAAAGAUUUUCAAGUUA